UUUGGCGGCGGCUCCCCCGGGCGAGACCAUUGUGACUCCUUGGGAGGGGUGCGUGAAGAGGGGAGGGGGGCGGAGCGGCCAUUGUCCGGUCAGCACAGGCUUCGGGGGAGGGGAGGGUGUUACGGAGUGAGCGGGCCCAGGACUUCACAGCGGCCGCUGCGACUCCAGAGCCGGCGGGGGCCUCAGGUCCUUCCCCGCGCCGCCGCACGGGACAUCGCUCUGGCUGGGGAGCGGCGGUGGGCUCUACCAAGGGCGCCGGGUCUCCCUCCUCCCCCGCGGUCCUCGGUUCACCCACACGCCCCUCCUCCUCAGCUCCCCUCCCUCUGCUCUCCGCGCUUCCCCCGGCCCCCCCGUCUCCGCAGGCCGAGUGGUGCGGCCCGCCUCCAGCUGACCGGCCUGGAAUCCCGGCUCGGAGCCCCGGACUCGCGCCCGCCUGCGCGCCCGCUCCCUCCCCCUCCCCCCGCCCGGAGCCCCCAGACGCCGCCGCCGCCUCCUUCGAGCGGGGCCGAGGCCCAGCCGCCGCCGCCACCGCUGCCGCCGCCGAGCUCCGCCGCCGCCGAGCACCAUGGGAGACGCCGGGAGCGAGCGUAGCAAAGCGCCCAGCCUGCCGCCUCGCUGUCCCUGCGGCUUCUGGGGGUCCAGCAAGACUAUGAAUCUCUGUUCCAAAUGCUUUGCUGAUUUUCAAAAGAAACAACCAGACGAUGAUUCCGCUCCAAGUACAAGUAACAGCCAAUCAGAUUUGUUUUCCGAAGAGACCACCAGUGACAACAACAAUACCUCGAUAACCACGCCAACUCUUAGUCCCAGCCAGCAGCCGCUUCCGACAGAACUGAAUGUAACUUCACCAAGUAAAGAGGAAUGUGGGCCAUGCACAGAUACAGCUCAUGUCUCGUUAAUCACACCAACCAAAAGAUCCUGUGGUACAGAUUCACAGUCUGAGAAUGAGGCUUCGCCAGUAAAACGGCCACGACUACUGGAGAAUACUGAACGGUCUGAGGAAACCAGCCGAUCUAAACAGAAGAGUCGACGUCGGUGCUUCCAGUGCCAAACCAAACUGGAGCUGGUGCAGCAGGAAUUGGGAUCAUGUCGCUGUGGUUACGUGUUCUGUAUGUUACAUCGCCUCCCCGAGCAGCAUGACUGUACGUUUGACCACAUGGGCCGCGGCCGAGAGGAAGCCAUCAUGAAAAUGGUGAAACUGGACCGGAAAGUGGGGCGCUCCUGCCAGCGCAUCGGGGAGGGGUGCUCCUGAAGGCCGGGCAUGGCCACCACAUGACGCUGUUCUUAGUUCACUAAUGUUAGCCUUAUUUAGGACAAAGUCAGCCAGAUACCUUGUACUGGGCACAUGUCAGACUACAGCCAGUCCGUUUCCUUUCUUUAGCCAGCCAUCCUGGUACUGUAGUUUAGGGGUUGAUGGUGGUUGAAAUUGAUUUCUGGCUGGUUACUAAGGUGCCUGCUAGCCAUUGUAUAAAAUUAAAACAUGAAGAAUAUUUUUUUUUGAGCAUGGCUAGUGGAUUUAAAACAACACAUACCUGUCACUGCUGGAGUCAAACUUAUAAAAAGCCUUAAGCGGAAAGUGUUCCAGAUGGAGACUCUGAGUUAAUAGAGGAGUAGAAGCUGGUGUUAAAGUUCCCACGACGCACAUGGCUUUGCCAGAAACUCUGUUUAAUGUUCGGCCAUUCACCUCUUCACUUAUCCUUAGUCCCAGUAGCCAGGAUACGUGACGGCCACUCGUGCCUUGGCCACAGGAGGCUGCUGAGAUUGGCCACGUGGCUGGGCUGGGUGGUGGCCUCGCUCUCCCAUGGAGCUGGAAAUGGGGGUGGGGAGACAGAUUCUUAUGGAAAUUUUUUACCUGACUUACUAUGAAAACUCAUCACACAAGAAGAGAAACAGUAACCUCACUUUGAAAAUUAGCUCCACUCAAGACUAGUCCACGAACAAGACCCACCUUUCUACACAGGACCCAUGGUCACAAGAAGCGACCAGAGCACACUGACCCCACUAGCUCUGGUUUGCCAUUUGCCAAGUGCAGGGAUCUGGCAGUUGAUCAAAUAAGGCUAAUGGCAGCACAGCAGCUGUGGCUGGGGUCUACAGCCUGACCUCUGCAGCUAGAUUUCUAUAUUGGGAGUUUUUAAAAAGACAUUUCGUAGCCAACAGGGAUCAGUAGAAGUGCUGGGAGCAACUAGGGAAGCUGCUGCCCACAGACUCUGCCCUUCCAGCUGGAGCCUGCUCGCACCUCCAGGGGGCCCGGGCGAUGGUGCCGUGCCUCCGCUCUCAUUUCUAUGCAGCCCCACAGCCCAAGAACAACAGGCCACGUCUACCACUCAGCAAGUUUAGUAAGGGCAGGCAGCACACUUCACAGGGACUGGGGUUUGGUCAGUCUAGAAGAGUGGUUUGUGGCUGUGGCCCAGCUCCAGGAGUGACAUUUGCUCUGGCAGGUGGGAGUGGGAGGGCGUGUUUCGCAGCCUGUGCCGCCUAGGGUGGGCAGAGAGGAGUUCAGUAGCCACAGCAGCCUGGGCCAGGUGGGGAAGGGGGGGGGUGCAAGUAGACAGGAUUAGGGCUCCCUUGAAAGCCCGGGGGGUCAGCAGUCCCCCUGCUCCCAGUGCCCCAGCUGACCCAGGUCGGUGGCGGCAAGAGGCUCCUGCAGAGGCGGUGUGGCUCUGCCCGCACGUAGGCUACUGGAAUAGUGUAACCCAGCAACUUUCCUUUUUGUAAAACUACAAACAGUUCAACUCUGUCUGCAGAUUAACAGCUGAACACCUGCAACUGCAAAUGUUUUUUGAUCCGAAAUACUGAAAUAGGAAAUCAUGCUCUUCCCACCCUCCACCCCCACCAGAGUGGAAUCCGCUGCAAAAUCCCCAGCCUUAAUUCUUGCUUCAGGACCCAGACCAGUGUCUUGCUCUAGGGCAGCCCAGGGCAAGAGGGGCCAGGUCUGUCCAGCGUUUACCACUGCUGUCAAGCCACGGCCCUCUGGCCACCGCAUGGCCUUCCUCAGUGAGGCGGCCUGCCUAGGCCCCCACCAAGCUCUGGUCCCGAAGAGGCCGCGCGACCUUCCUGGCCCUCCCCAGGCCCCGCCGGCUGCUGCGUGGAGGCAGCAGUGGGCAGCAGCGGCUCUGGGAGCCGGCCACACACAGGGAUCGGAGCCGUGCGCACUUCCUGGCUUAGAGCUGGGCGUAGGGGAGGAAGGGCUUGUUCCCCUGCAGUGUCUGUUCUGUGAAGUUUGUUAAAUGUAAGGAAAGCUUAAAUUCUUGUAUCUUUAAAAGAGAAAAUCUUAUUUAACCCUUUUGUGUUCUAGAUUUACUUACACACAUAGCCUAGAGCUCAGUUUUAGUUUUAACAUUGUGAAAAUAUUAAAAGAAUCUUGUAACUUUAUUCUUUUUUCUCCUGCUGAAAAAAAAAAUUAAACCAAUUGUAUGA
Microcebus murinus (gray mouse lemur) is the source of this 3414-nucleotide messenger RNA. It is a transcript of the gene ZFAND3, whose product is annotated as zinc finger AN1-type containing 3. The record is from RefSeq and is a predicted model, not a curated record. Gene Ontology annotation, molecular function: zinc ion binding; DNA binding. Lineage: Eukaryota; Metazoa; Chordata; Mammalia; Primates; Cheirogaleidae.